AACAAGAGCUGUUGAAUGGAGCUGGAACUCAUGAUGGACAGCGGUGCGGAAACCCUGAACGGAGCGAUGUGGUUCGCCAACACGUCGUCUCCGUCGUACGACCAAUUGUCGCCGGUUCGUUCAAACAGGUGCGACGUCCCUCACCAGACUAUAAUGGGAUAUCAUAGUCCGCAAAAUUCUCUAUGGCAAGACAAGCAUAACUCACCGAAAAAUUCACCGACUGACAGUGAUCAGAUGCAUUUAAAUGACGGCUCCCCGCAACAACUCUCGUCUUCCGGAUCAUCUCCAAAUUAUGACCAAAACAAUCUGAAGCGUUGCUCCACAGAACCGUUGCAACGUAUCGUGGAACUCGAGAAGAAACAUAGCAGAAGAGAUGGAUCCAUCGGGAGCAAUGGCUCCGGUCAAGGUUGGUCCACGCAAGUGGAGGAACUGGCGGAGCACCUUGCCGCCGAUUUCGAUGGAUCGUUAUCCGCUCUCGCGGCUUCUGAUCUCGCAACAGCUGUCGCCUCGUACACUAAUAUGAGCGAAGCCCUCCUUACUCUACCAUCGCUAACGGUCUUUAAGCAGGAGGCGCCGUCGCCUGAGAAUCAGCACAAUAAUCCCAAUUUGAAUCACGUGUCGCAAAGGACGAUCGCUACAGCAGCGUCCAACAAUGGAAACGUCGGCUCCGUUGAGGCUGACAGCAACAACAAUGGCCAAGCCGCCGCCAGUCUUCAUCAACUUUUGUACUCCUCGAACGAGGAGUAUCCGCCAACAUCGACCGCCAAUCACGUUUCUUCUUCCCAGCAGGGAAACGACUUGAACGAGGAUUGCCGCUUCCAGUACGUCUUAGCAGCCGCUACCAGCAUCGCCACUAAGGUUAACGAAGAAACUCUGACGUAUCUGAACCAGGGACAAUCGUAUGAAAUCAAACUGAAAAAAUUGGGCGAUUUGUCUGCCUAUCGCGGGAAGAUUCUGAAGUCGACGAUACGCAUCUGCUUCCACGAACGCCGAUUACAGUAUACGGAACGGGAACAGAUGCUGGCCUGGCAACGCGCUAGGCCAGGGAGAUUGCUGGAGGUUGACGUUCCUCUUAGCUACGGGAUGGUGGACGUCUGUCAACCGUCGCCGUCCAACAACAGCGUAGAGUUUAUGUGGGAUCCCACGAAAGAAGUCGGCGUUUAUAUUAAAGUUAAUUGUAUAAGCACUGAGUUUACACCGAAGAAGCACGGUGGCGAGAAAGGCGUUCCCUUUCGGAUUCAAGUGGAGACCAAACUGCCGGGGGGACCGCGUCUACAUGCCGCCUCGUGCCAGGUAAAGGUCUUCAAAUUGAAGGGAGCGGAUCGCAAACACAAGCAGGAUCGGGACAAGAUAUUGAGACGACCUCUUCACGAGCAGGACAAAUAUCAGCCCAGUUACGACUGCACCGUCCUCUCCGAUAUUCCUCUGGAGUCUUUAUCGCCUUCAAGCUUGCCGACGCAAAACAGUGGAAGUCCGUUUGCCUCAACAGAUGCAAUAUCGCCUCAGACACGCUCGACCAUCGCUGGUAAUUCUUCCCCGGUUGUAGCGCCGCUAGCACUUUCGAUUUCUAAUUCCGGUAUCGUACCGUUGGUCCCCGCUUCGGACGCCGUGAAGGAAAACGUGGGAACGGCGCCGGCCUUGCCAUCGCCUGCGGCAAUAUUACCGGACCAGUCUUGCAUUGAAGCCGAUGUUAGUUUGGCUGCGCACACACACAAGGCUCCGCAACCAUUAAUCGAAUCUAUGAGAACAGGCACCCCGUGUCUUACGGAAUUGUCACCGGAUGCAAACGCCACGCAGACAAUUGCGUGGCUUCGCGCGAGUCGAUUCAACGCGUUCGAAUCGACAUUCGCGAGCUUCUCUGCAUCGGACAUCCUACGUUUGUCUCGGGAGGAUCUCAUCCAGAUCUGCGGAGUGGCGGAUGGCAUUCGGCUGUUCAACACACUUCACUCCAAGGCACCGACUCCGAAGCUCACCCUCUAUUUCUCGUUGGAAGGCAACGGCUCGCUCUGGAGAGUCACCUACCUCGACAAUCUUACGAGCAUCGCGCUGACAAGCAAGCUGCUCAAUACUUUAAACUUGUCGCAUGAUCGACUGCACUCGAUACUGUUCCUAGGUCCACAGGGUAUACACGUGUUGGUCACCGACGAGUUGGUAGCGAACAUGAAAGACGAGAGUAUGUAUCUCGUCGAGAUGAUCAAAGAUCCGGCCAGCGAGCGUUAUAAAUUACUGAUAAAGUCGAAAACUCUUUGAACAAUUUUUGAUAUUUUAUUUUAUAAAGAUACAAGUAAUAUAAUAUAUUUACAAUGCACAUAACCGCGGAUACAGAAAAAUAUAAACUAAAAUGAUAAAAAUAAUAAUAUUAUAUGUAAAAAAAGAUAAUUAUGUUUUGCGAAAAGAUAAGAAAGUAUAUAAUAGAUUUGGAAAUUCUGCAACGUUGGAAAAAGCCAAUUAAAAUUUUAAUAUAAAUUAAAUUUUGUAUUGUAUUUACAAUACACAUAACCGCGGAUACAGAAAAAUAUAAACUGAUAAAAUGAUAAAAAAAAGAAUACUAUUUAUGUAUUUCAAAAAUUGUAUUUUGAAAUUAUUUAUAUUUGAAACGUGUACAAAUUUUUAUUAAUGAUUUAUGGUAUUAUAGCUGCUUUAUCUUGAUGAAUAUUAAUUGCCUCGAUAUCCAUCUGGAUAUCAAGCCAUAUUUGUAACAUAACCGAAACAUACUCACUUAUAUGCUGAUUUAAUCCAAUAUCCUUUUUUAAGUAUAAAUAUAUUAGUAAAGAAAAAAAUGAUUAUUGCCAUUGCGUUAUAUUGCCACUAUAUAUUUAUAGUGCGAAUAGUUGAACUUUUUAAUCUUUGAUCAGUCCAAACGUAUAUGAAUCGAAUUUGUACUGAAUUCAAAUAUAUUUCGAACAUUUUGGGCCACUCUAAGUUUUUUAUGAAUUAAAAAAAAAAUAUGAGAUAUCAUAUUUUAUAUUUUCUUUAAAAAGACAGAUUUUUUUAGGAAAUUAUGUAUUAUUCCAUUUAUUGUAUAAUAUACGCAUCCUAGAUGCAUAUUACUUGAGCGCACGAAAAAGCGAGAGAUAGAUAUAAGAUAUACGAAAAUUUUGUGCAAUUAUACGUUGUAUUAAAUAUUCUGAGAUUAUGAUUAUUGCGAGUACAAAUUAGAUUUUUUGGACGAAUGGAAAGGUGCCGAGCAUCUAUAAGAUUUCGAUUUUUAGGCCGCAUGGAAUUGACGAUGAGUUUGGAAAAAGUAUUUAACGCGCUUAUAUGUACAUGUACAUAUAUAUUAGAGUUGAGUAAAAAAUGAAAAGACAAAAAGAGAUUAAAAGUAUGUUUGAGAUUGUUAUUCUUAGUGCAAUUUAUGAAAACAUUCGGUUUUCGAUAUAUGUGCCACGUUAAAAGUAAGUGUAAAAUCUCUUAAUGUUGUAUAUAGUUGUUACUACGUUAUAUAUUCGUUGAUUUAAUAAGUUGUUUUCAUCAUUUUUCUUGUUAUAUAUGUUUCUUUUAACACAUGUUAACAUUGUUAUUAAAAUAAAAAGAAAUUGCGUUAUAAAAAAUUAAUAAUAAUCAUUAAGAUAUGUUUUAUAUCAUAAAACGUGCAAUUUAAGAAAUGCAAUUUACCAGUGCCUUAAAUAAUAACGUGCCAACAGACACACAUAUUUACGAUAAGUGUUUACAAUAGUAGGCACAUACAGUAAAUUAUAUGAAAGAAAAAUAUUUUCUCAUAUUUUCUUAUAACACGAAUAUUACGGUAAGGGAGAGAUGGUUUUUUUUAUAAUAUUUAUGAGAUUAUGCAAUAUUUUUACAAAUUUUAUGAAAUAUGAGAUGUUUAUACAUACAUAUAUAUAUAUAUAUAUAUAUAUAUAUAUAUAUAUAUAUACACAUACAUAUAAAGUUACAAUUAUGUUUUGCAGUACUAAUUUAAAAUGCAAAGAUCAAUGCAGUUUAUUAUAGAAUUGUUAAAUAAUCUGUUAAAUAAUACAUUAAGAAUAUAUUGGGAAAGGUAAUUGUGAUUUUAAUGUAGGGAAUGGAAUAAAAUGUACUUCAUAUAUGUUCACACAUAUGUGAUGAAAAGUAUAUUAAAUGAUAAUUGAUUAUCUAACAAAUAAAAUAAUUUUUACUGCGGAGAAUCGCAAUUGUAAUACGUUGGGAUAUCUAACCGUUCGAUGUCAUUUAAAGCUUAAUUAUAUUGUCAUGAAAAGCUUAAUUACAUUGUACCAUAAUUACAAAUAUAAGAAUAAAAACAUAUGUAUGUUAUUUAAUUACA
Messenger RNA from Cataglyphis hispanica, 4261 nucleotides. RefSeq names its product transcription factor CP2-like protein 1 (gene gem). Gene Ontology annotation, molecular function: DNA-binding transcription activator activity, RNA polymerase II-specific; RNA polymerase II cis-regulatory region sequence-specific DNA binding. Gene Ontology annotation, cellular component: nucleus. NCBI's taxonomy places the organism in Eukaryota, Metazoa, Arthropoda, Insecta, Hymenoptera, Formicidae. Gene Ontology annotation, biological process: regulation of transcription by RNA polymerase II. The record is from RefSeq and is a predicted model, not a curated record.